CCUUAGCCCACUUGAUUCUAGCAUCUACCCUUUUGGGGGGGGGUACCCUGUUCGGCCGUAGCUCCUCCCCCUGGUGACGUGUCUCCUCUAGGUACGUCACAAGGUCCCUUCUCCCACUCCGAUAUAGAACCAACCGUAUGGGAACCGCAGGUGCCAGGCGGUGUUACAGUGGAAGUUGGCGAGAUGCUGGCUGCCGGUAUUGCAAUGCUAUAAGGGUAGAAGACAGCAUUACAUAUGUCUCAUAGACAGGCAAGCCAUUUGGAUUAGAGUAUGGCUCUUCGUGCUGGUCUGAAAUGUUUCAUGGGCUCUGGGCUCAUAUGGAGACGGCCAGGAUUCAGAACAUUGUGUGUGACAUCCAGAAGAGAUGCUGCAAAUUCCGCCAGAAGUCAUGAGGAUCGCAAGACCCAAGAUUUGAGUAGUUUUGCCAUCCGGUCACACACGUGUGGGGAGUUGUGUCUGGCUCAUGUGGGGCAGGAAGUGACGUUGUGCGGUUGGCUCCAGUAUCGGAGACAUGAUAAGUUUCUAGUGCUGCGAGAUUUUCAUGGGCUGACCCAGAUUAUCCUGCCUCCAGAUGAGCAUGUGUCCCAUCUGCAUGACCUGGUGAGUGAUGUCCCAUUAGAGUCCGUGCUGCUGGUGAAGGGGGCUGUCAUCCCUCGACCGUCCGGUCAAGAGAACCCUAAUAUGCCAACAGGAGCAAUUGAAAUUCAGGCAAAGCAAGUUCACAUACUUAACCCCUGCAAGAAGCUACCAUUUGAGAUUAAAGAAUCUGUAAAGAAAUCAGAAUCCCUGAGAAUGCAGUAUCGUUACCUGGAUAUCCGCAGUGCCCACCUCCAGUACAACCUCAGGCUGAGGUCUACAAUGGUAAUGAAGAUGCGGGAGUAUCUGUGUAAUCAGCAUGGGUUUGUUGAUGUUGAAACUCCUACUCUAUUCAAAAGAACUCCUGGGGGUGCCAAGGAAUUUGUGGUGCCAACCCAGGAGCAUGGCAAAUUUUACUCUUUACCUCAGAGCCCACAGCAAUUUAAGCAGCUGCUUAUGGUCGGUGGUAUGGACAGAUACUUCCAGGUAGCCCGUUGCUAUCGGGAUGAAGGCUCUAGACCAGACCGGCAGCCUGAAUUCACACAGGUUGAUAUUGAAAUGUCCUUUGUAGACCAGCUGGGGAUCCAGCGGCUGGUGGAAGGCCUGCUGCGUUACUCCUGGCCUGAAGAGAAAGGAUCGCUGCCUGAUCCAUUUCCGGUUAUGACCUAUGCGGAGGCAAUGAGCAGUUAUGGUGUUGACAAACCUGACACUCGCUUCCAGAUGAAGAUCACUGAUGUGACCUCACAGAUGAAGACUGUCCAGCUGCAGUUUGUUCAGGAAGCCCUUGGUAAAGCCCACGGGUGUGCGAAAGCUAUCCGAGUGACAGAAGGAGCCAAGUAUCUUACUGGUAAAGCACUGGAUGUAAUGCUGGAUAUGAUCUGGGACCAGUAUAAGCAGGAAGUAAUUGCGGUGGUUGUGAGACCAGACGGAUCCUGGAAGUCUCUCCUAAGAAACUAUCUCAGUGAGGACCAGCAGAAGGAUCUUGCAGGUGCUACUGGAGCAAAGGCUGAAGAUCUCCUCCUACUGGCAGCGGGGCAGCAUGACACGGCUUGCGCUGCUCUAGGAAAACUGCGUCUGGAAGUGGCCUCUCACCUUGAAGAAUGUGGGGUGUCUCUUCGUGAGCCCAAUGCUUUCCAUUUCCUGUGGGUAGUGGACUUUCCGCUCUUUCUGCCUAAAGAAGACAAAGCAGAAGAGCUGGAGUCUGCGCAUCACCCGUUCACCGCUCCUCACCCGGAAGACCUGGAGCUUCUACACACAGACCCAGCUAAGGUCCGUAGCCAGCACUAUGACCUGGUACUAAAUGGCAGUGAAGUAGGAGGUGGCUCCAUUCGUAUCCACAAUUCACAGCUUCAGCGCUGGAUCCUGGGAGACAUCCUAAAGGAAGAUGUAGGUCUCCUGUCACACCUACUAGAGGCUCUGGAUUUGGGAGCACCCCCACAUGGUGGAAUUGCUCUAGGAUUGGAUCGCCUCAUUGCCACUAUAGUUGGAGCCGCAAGUAUACGUGAUGUUAUUGCUUUUCCGAAAUCAUUCCGGGGUCACGACCUUAUGAGUAACGCGCCGGACUUUGUGUCUGCGGAGGAGCUGCAACCGUAUCACAUACAGGUCACACCUAACAAAUGAGACUGCUGCUAGCUGUACAGUAGGACAUUGCUGCUGUUCACUCCAUGUUACUCCCAGGAACUGGCCGGUUUACAAUGGUGAUCAGAUUAUCCACGUCAUAUGGAAAAGUGAAGUCAAUUCUCUGCAUCAUCCAAUAGGGAUUAGCUUUGUAUCACCCGGAACCUCUGUUAUAGCAGCCCUAUAGGAGGUGGCUCUCUUCAUGCCAGGAAAAGCCUGUUGUAUUAAAUUAACUUGGGGAGGCAGCGUAAGACGGUACAAACUACACGACAUAUCGGACAAUGAUCGGAACGAUAUAUCAUCCACAUCGCAUACAGUGUGUACAUGCGAUUGCACACUUCCCACCAUUGUCAGCAGGGUCGUCCCAUCUCAUGAGCUGCACAGCAGGUGGUCAGACCUGGCGAACAGCAUGAAGACAAAUGCAGGGUGUACAGCUGCCAUGAUAUAUUGGUGGAUCUGCCACGCUGUUGCUGGGCACACACAUCGUGUAAUGUGUACCUAGCCUAACACUCCAAAGCAAUGAUCUUGACAUGGUCCUCAUAGAACAGUGAUGGCUAACCUUGACACUCCAGCUGUUGUUGAACUACACAUCCCAGCAUGCCCUGCAUCAGUUUUAGAGCAUGGCCAAAUAACAAAACUGAUGCAGGGCAUGCUGUGAUGUGUAGUUCAACAACAGCUGGAGUGUCAAGGUUAGCCAUCACUGUCAUAGAAUAUAAGCCAUUUCUCACCAUUUCAGAGUUUGACCGACAAAACAUUUUGUAUAUUAGCCAGGUCUAGUGUCUUGUUCUACCCUUUACUCUACUGCAGUGGUUCUCAAACUCAGUCCUCAGAACCCCACACAGUUCAAGUUUUCCAGAUCACCCAGCAGGUGCACAGGUGUAUGCAUUACUCACUGAUGCAUUGUAAAAGAUCCACAGGUGGAGCUGAUUAUUUCACUUGCAAUUCUGUGAGGAAACCUGGAAACGUGAUCCGUUGGGGUCUUGAGGACAGAGUUUGAGAACCUGUGCUCUACUGCCACCGGGAUGCAGAAAGCAAUCAAAAUUGUGUAUAUAAAAGAUGUAUGAUCAAGCACUGUAUUAGGCGGCUUCUCCAAGCAGCUGUACUGGUUGAGGGAUAGUCACUCCCUCUCACAAAAGUGAAAACAAGCAAAGGGAAGAAGAUACAGCGCUACAACAUACUGUAUGUAAAAAGUCACAGAUGUGAUCCUGCCAACAUAGAGUGAACCUGUGCCAGAUUCAAAUCAUCCAACACCGGAAGGACACCUUGCUUUUCCAUUCACCUUCUGUGAACCAGGACCCCGCUGCCAUUGGUUGCUGUUGCCAUAUAAAACCACGCAAUUGGAUUCCGAUCAUUGGAACACAGAACUGGCAAAAAACCUCAAUUUGCUGCAAGCACUUAAGAUACAAAUUGGCUGCCACAAGUGCAGUUGGACUCACCAGGUGUCGUUUUGUAAUAAGGGUGUUGUCCGUUUUCGGGACUCUGUUGACUGGCAUAUAUAAUGGGUCGUUCAUUCUGAGACUGUUAUCUUGUUCACUGAUGAAUUUUAGAAUUGUGUUUUUUAAUUAUU
This is a messenger RNA of Pseudophryne corroboree (corroboree frog), 3760 nucleotides long. It is a transcript of the gene DARS2, whose product is annotated as aspartyl-tRNA synthetase 2, mitochondrial. Bases 271 to 2196 code for a protein of 641 amino acids. Gene Ontology annotation, biological process: aspartyl-tRNA aminoacylation. The transcript has 18 exons. Gene Ontology annotation, molecular function: nucleic acid binding; aspartate-tRNA ligase activity; ATP binding. The record is from RefSeq and is a predicted model, not a curated record. NCBI's taxonomy places the organism in Eukaryota, Metazoa, Chordata, Amphibia, Anura, Myobatrachidae. Gene Ontology annotation, cellular component: cytoplasm.